AUGCCACAGCUGUCUGACCUGCCCGUUUCUGACAACACGCAGCUCCUUCUCGGUGUUGUGGCUUGUCUUGGGGCGAUAGCAGUGAUUUUUCGGGUUUAUCUUCCUGGGUCAAAGAGUGGCUUUCCUCUCCCACCUUCCCCUCCCAAUCGGAGACUCCUGGGACACUUCGUUCCCCCUCGCAACGCAUUUCUCACUGUAGCGAAAUGGAUCGACCAGUACGGUCCUCUGAUUACCAUUCGCACAGGGACUGAGAACAUUGUUAUUAUCGGCCGUCACAAAGCCGCGAUGGAUAUUAUGGAGAAGCACGGCGUAUUGCUAGCUGAUCGUCCACGCAUGAUUGCUGCGCAAAUGCUUACCGGCGGACUGACCAUCGCUUUUUCAUGCACUGGGGACAGGUUUCGUCGGAUGCGUAGAGCACUUCAUACGCAUCUCCAACCUAAGGCAGCUGAGACAUAUCAGCCUCUACAGAUGUCAUUCGCGAAGAACACGGUCCUUAACAUUCUUGAUGAUCCACACAACUUUCAGAACCACAUGAUAACUUAUUCUGUAACGACGAUUAUGGCAGUCACUUAUGGGAAGACCACACCCACAUCUGUGACCGAUCCCGACGUCAGAGCGGUUCGCCAGCUCCUGGAUGUAUAUCGUACAGUCCUGCGUCCUGGUGCUUACCUGGUGGAUACGAUCCCCUGGCUCAGAUACCUUCCUUGGUACGGCCAAAAAUUAAAACAAGAGUUUAAGAGCAACCGGAAACUCUUCGCCGGUCAGAUGAACCGCCUGAAACAACAAUUACAGAACAAUGUAGACGUCAGCCCUUCGUUCGGGAAAUAUUUGCUAGAAAAUGAACAUCUCUAUGGCUUGACAGAGAUGGAGAUGCAUUAUCUUUCUGGCACCUUGUUUGCAGGUGGAGUCGAUUCGUCUGCUGCGGCAAUAUCUACAGUGCUAAUGGCGGCUGCAUGUUUCCCCGAGGAGCAAGCUAAAGUUCAGGCCGAGCUUGAUGCGGUCAUUGGAAGGCAUCGAGCACCGACCUUCGUUGACCAAAAAUCCCUUCCUCUGCUGGACGCUUUCAUCUCUGAGGCUCAGAGAUGGCGACCGCUGGGCCCGAAUGGAUUUCCCCAUCGGACGACUAAGGACGUGGUUUGGGCAAGUGAAAACUAUUGCAUUCCCGCCGGGACCACGGUACUCGGCAGCCACUGGGCCAUCUCGCGAGAUCCAGAAGUCUAUCCGGAGCCUCACGCGUUCAAGCCUCAGCGUUGGAUUGACGAGCAAGGUCGUCUGAGAGACGAUCUCACAUUCUGUUUCUACGGAUUUGGUCGGCGCGUAUGCCCCGGACAACACCUCGCGGACAGAUCGGUGUUUAUAAACUCGCUCCUUGUUCUUUGGGCCUUCCAGCUCACUCUGGAUCCUACGAAACCGUUGGAUGACGUGGGGUUUAUGCAUGUGGCAAUACCAGAUGUCCCGUGCCCUAUUGAAUUUAAGUUGAGGGUUCCGGACGCAGAGCUCAGGUGCAUGAUGCAGAAUUAUCCUGAGGUCGAAUGA
Suillus paluster is the source of this 1536-nucleotide messenger RNA. RefSeq names its product cytochrome P450. NCBI's taxonomy places the organism in Eukaryota, Fungi, Basidiomycota, Agaricomycetes, Boletales, Suillaceae. The transcript has 13 exons. Bases 1 to 1536 code for a protein of 511 amino acids. Gene Ontology annotation, molecular function: iron ion binding; oxidoreductase activity, acting on paired donors, with incorporation or reduction of molecular oxygen; monooxygenase activity. The record is from RefSeq and is a predicted model, not a curated record.